This is a messenger RNA of Scophthalmus maximus (turbot), 6277 nucleotides long. RefSeq names its product MLLT10 histone lysine methyltransferase DOT1L cofactor (gene mllt10). The transcript is spliced from 21 exons. The record is from RefSeq and is a predicted model, not a curated record. Gene Ontology annotation, molecular function: nucleosome binding; histone binding. Gene Ontology annotation, cellular component: nucleus. NCBI's taxonomy places the organism in Eukaryota, Metazoa, Chordata, Actinopteri, Pleuronectiformes, Scophthalmidae. Gene Ontology annotation, biological process: regulation of transcription by RNA polymerase II. The coding region runs from base 748 to 4050 and encodes 1100 amino acids.
AGCUUUAAAGUAUCUUUUUGAAUCACUCAAUCAUCAAAAACACAUCAAUUAAAUUGUGGUUGAGUGGUUGAUUGAUUAAUCAACAAAUAAUCUCAGCACUAACUUUAGCCAUUACAUAAAACAGUGAAAUUGAACAUUAUGAAUAAUCAGCAACAAGAAAACGUUCACAUUUCUUUUCUUUGGGGCUCUGCAACAUGUGUCCACUCAGCAGAUGAAGAAUCACUGCCCAUGACGUACACAGAGUUUAAGCAGACAGUCACAUCAUGUGUUCUCUAAACACCCUGCUCUGCUGCAGGGACUGGUGGGUCUCUGUCAGAUUACUGCCAGAUUACUAGCCUCCAAGUUGCUAACGUUGACACAGAGUCGUGCACAGCGGAGUGAAGCGAGAUCCCUUGCUCCACAAACUUUCAAACCAUCCCCGCCAUGUGGAGCCAACAUGGAAGCUCGCGAGCCAAUCACACGGCUCCCUGUCAGCGGGGCACGCACACCAACGCGCCGUGCGUCAUUACGCACUUCCUGUUCUCUACGAGGUCCCCGCUCCGCUCCUCAGCCCGUAGCACCGUGAACUGAAUGUUUUGGCGAAAAAAAUACGGUGUCGAAGAGGAACGCGAGCGCGUUCGUAACAUGACACCGCGGCCGAGCGGGACCUAGAGCGGCGCGGCGGCGGCGAGAGGGGCGCGCUCGGCGACGGUUUCGGUUUAACUUUUUUUGUAUUCCCAUCCAUCCGCAUGUCCGCUUUCUUCGUAGAUGGUCUCCGGCGAGCGCUGUCUGGCGGCGGACGACGGGCUCUCGACGAAUAACAUGAAGGAGAUGAUUGGCGGGUGCUGCGUGUGCUCGGACGAGAGGGGCUGGGCGGAGAACCCGCUGGUGUACUGCGACGGACACGGCUGCAACGUCGCCGUGCAUCAAGCCUGCUACGGUAUUGUCCAGGUACCCACUGGACCUUGGUUCUGCAGAAAGUGUGAAUCUCAGGAGAGAGCGGCCCGAGUGAGAUGUGAGCUGUGUCCCCACAAAGAUGGAGCCCUAAAGAGGACAGACAACGGAGGCUGGGCCCAUGUGGUUUGUGCCCUUUACAUACCUGAGGUGGAGUUUGCUAACGUCUCCACCAUGGAGCCCAUAGUGCUGCAGUCUGUGCCACACGAUCGCUACAACAAGACAUGUUACAUCUGUGAGGACCAGGGCAGAGAGAGUAAAGCAGCCACUGGAGCCUGUAUGACCUGCAACAAACAUGGCUGCAGGCAGGCCUUCCACGUGACAUGUGCCCAGUUUGCGGGUUUGUUAUGUGAGGAACAAGGAUCGGAUGCAGACAACGUCAAGUACUGUGGAUAUUGCAAAUACCACCACAGCAAAUUGCAAAGGAGGAGGAGGGGCCGUGGUAGUAGGUCUCAAAGCUUAUGUGACUCUUCCUCUCAGUGUAUGGAUAGACCCCCAGACGAGGACAAGAAGAAACACAAGGAGCGAGACAGACACAAACCCAGACAUAAGAAGACAAUGGACAUGUCUCCAUCCCUCGUCCUUCCAAACAUCAUGGUCCCAGACAAGACCUACAACAGCAGCAGCUCAGUGGGAGGCGUCCCCUCUCUGCCCGCGUCCUCGCAGAAGCGACUUGAUGACAGCGCCGCCCGUUUCACCACCGCCAACUUUCAGGAGGUGUCCUCUACUCACUCCAGCGGCAGCUCCAAAGAUGGCUUGGCCGCAGACACUGGAAAAGUGCCGUCUGAGGUGAAGAAUAAGAAGAACGCCGGCGGAAGUCAUGCGGUGGGACAGAGGGCCGGCCGCAAGUCUCUUACCUCCUCAGGGAAACCACUUCCCUCCGCCGUGGUCACCAUGGCAACCUCCUCCACAUCUGCCUCCGCCUCCACUGGGCCUUUCCACCAAGGACUCCUGUUGACCAGUGCCAGCAAGACGCCGUCUGCCCCUUCCUCCUCAGACUUCCUAAGUUUUUCCGAUUCAUCGUUGCGUCCUGGCAGCGGAACUACCUUCUCCUCUCCGCCAUCUUUCAGCAGCUGCCUCGUGAAGCCGAGCUCAGAGGGUGGAGCUUCAGAGGGAACAACGACACUUUUCGGUUCUCUUAUGUCCGCUACUACAGCGUCCGCAGUGGGCGGGAAGCUGUACGAGAAUUCCCACAGUCACACAGCGAGUGAGACGCCAAGCCUUGGUGGGUCCGCUGGAUACAAGCGGCCCCAGCCCACCGGCUCAGGGCCAGGCAUCGGAGGAGCCGUGGCAGGAGGAGGGGAAGACGGGGUAAAGAAGAAAAAGAAGGGCAACUGGCGAAACCGAUUUGGACCUUGCUUCACUACGGAUGUGAAGCCUUCGGAGCCAGCUCCCUCCCUGACUCUCCCCAACUCCUCCACGGUCAACACCUCCUCCUCCACCUCCUCCCCCUCGUCCUCUUCAUCCUCGACACUCUCGGGCCGGCCGGGCUUGGUUUCCAGCAGUGGAUUAGGAGUGGGUGGAGGAGGAGCAGGAGCAGGAGCAGGAGCAGGAGGAGAGAGGGUGCUGGGGGUCAUGGGGGUCAGUGGGAUUCAGAAGUCCCCGUCACUCCUCAGGAAUGGGAGUCUGCAAAGCAGCAGCAGCUCCACAACCGCUGGGCCAGGUGUUUUCUCGGGCGCCGAUGGGUCAUCGUCGGGGACAGGGGCGGUCACCGUGGGAGGCGGCAACUCCGAGUUGUCACAGCAACAGCAGCCCACGCCUUCUCUAGCCCCUCCCUCUCCGUUCACUGCCACCGCUCCGCUAACCAGCACAGCCUCGACACACGUGAGCGGUAUGCCCGGGUCAGUCUUCAACCUCGCUCCCUCUCACAUGUUCGGGAACAGACUGAAUCCCAACUCAGCCAUGGCGGCGCUCAUCGCCCAGUCCGAGGCCUCGCCAGCAGAUCAGGAGGUGGGAGACGGCAGCAGCAGCGUCAGCGUCGGAGCUCAGGGCUUCUCCAUAAGAGCUUCUCCCAAGACCACCCCACGCUCUCCCAUUGGUGGCCUGCAGAUCCGCUAUGACUCCUCGGGGUCGUUGCCGGGGCCGGGUCUGGGGUUGCUAGGGGCGGGAGGAGGUGGCGGGGAGACGCCGCUCCCGGUGGCCACCAGCAUUGAGCAGCUCCUGGAGAGGCAGUGGAACGAAGGGCAGAGCUUCCUGCUGCAGCAGGGAGGGCAGGGAGACGUGGUGGGGAUGUUGAAGUCUCUCCACCAGCUGCAGGAGGAGAACAGGAGGUUGGAGGAGCAGAUUAAAUCUCUGACCAUGAAGAAAGAGAGACUGCAGCUUCUCAGCGCUCAGCUCUCAGUGCCUUUCACCCCCAACACAGCCGCCGCCUCUGAUGUGAAAGGAGCCCAGCUCGGAGCCACCGACUCGUCUUUACCUGUCGCUGCUCAGGACAGCAUGUCAUGCGGCGGCCACAGCAGUAGUGGCUCCACGUCCUCCCUCUCCACCCCUCCCUCCGUCUCCCAGAGCCCGCCGCAGCCGCAGCUUAACGGCGUCGCCGUGGGGGCGACCCCGGCCGGGCUGGGCGGGGUGGCCGGGCUGAUGGGGGCACUCGGUGCGGGCAUGGGGGGGAUUGUCGGGGCACUGAACGGGGUCAUCCAGAUGCCCGCAGGCACGGCCGGGCCUCACACUCACACUACUGGAGCAGCCGCAGGCGUCACGUUGCCCGUCACUAACAGCAGCUCAGCAACUAGUAAGAACAGUGCUGCGCGGCUUGGCCUGUUGUCCGAGCAGCACAGACUCCUCCUGCAGCAGCAUCAGCUCCAGCAGCUGCUGUCCUCACAGCCUUCAGCGGAGCAGCAGCAGGUGUUGCUCUACCAGCUGAUGCAGCAGCAGCAGGACAUCCAGCAGCUGCACUCCCUCUCCUCCUCUGCGCAGAUUCCCUCCAUGCCGCUCUCCUCCACUCAGUUGCCCAUCAACAACCUGCUGCCCGGCGCCCAGAACCAGGGCCAAAGUGCCAUCACGGCCAACCCCUUCCUGGCGCUGCAGCACGCACAUACCGACGCGCACGCCUCGGGCGCGCAAAAGCCUCGGCUCGCCGAAAAGGCCGUUGGCAUCGCGGGGCAGGAGAAGACAUGACGGCAGAUGUUCUUUUGUUUUUUGGUUGGUUUUUUGGUUUUUUUAAAUAAAUAUGCGGAGUUCUCGGAGAUCAGCCUGUUGGUCAACUUUUUUAUUAUUCCUGAUAAUGGUCUGUGCUCACAUGUUAGCACAUACUGGUGGUGAGUGAUGACAGAAGACAAAAGUAAAUUUUUUGGUCUAAUGCAGUCACAAACGUUUUUCAGUUUACAGUUUUUACUUUUAUUUGUUUUAUUUAUUUCCAUUCAAUUUUAGAUUCUUAUUUUUUUAGCUGUAGGGCUGCUUCAGGUUCUAAUUUUGUCACUGCUGAGAAAAUGAUUUUCAUUUAAUAUCACGGGUAGUAACUUAGUUUAUGUUAGUGUGGCGAUGUCUGUCCUCUCGUCCGAGAAACAUCUCCUUUAAUUGUUUUCUCGCGAUCAUUUCUGAAUCUCAUUGUUCUGCUUCUACACCUUUCGUCUUUUCUUUCUCUUGUUGACAUCUUUCACGUCUCCCUUUUAUUUCCCCUCGCUCUUUUUUUUUUCUCUCUCUGCUUCUCCGUCUGGUCUCUCUGCUUUUUCACACUCUCUCAGGGGCCUCAGAUAACCAGAGUUGUGUACUCGGCACACAAGCUAGCAGACACAGAACUACAAAUAUAUUAAUUACAAAGAAAAAAUAGCAGAAAUAUAUUAAUAUAAAAAUAAAAAAAUACUACAAUUCCCUACCACAAGACUUAACAGUAGCAGAUGUGUGUUUGACAUCUGUCUCACCCGAGGGGAAUAUUUGGUGAGGGACUCUUGGGGAAAAAAAUCUGCACCAUUUUUACUACUGCCUCUCUCUCCCCCCCCCCCCCCCUCUCCGUGUGUGUAGAUCCAUUAAUGUCAGUGAGCUAAGCCUCAUACAGUCACCACAGAAGCCUUGCUUUUCACUGUCUCCUCUCUGGGCCAGAAACAGGGGGCUCACUCAGGCAAAUGAAAUGAGGGGGGGGGCGGUGCAAAAGAAGAAUAUGGCAAGUUGAAUGUUCAGAGGGAAAAAAAACGCGUGAAUCCGCACAGCAGCACAGUUUCGCACAAGACAUUUUUUGCAGCUGGUUGUCAGCGAGCAUGGGACGUCCCGUUUCAUCCUCCUGAUUGAGCCCCCUGCUGCAGCUACCUCUCAGGCAGGACCAGCCUAUCAGGACCUAAAAAGGGCCGACAUCAGCGGCCACUCACAACCACACAAACAGUCAGGACUGGCCAAUCAGGGUCCAAGCCCAAGUGCCUGAGGACCAGGGUGGGAUUCAUCAAUACCUUUGUCCCUGUCACUCAGCUCAAUUCUCCAUAACCCUUUCUGCUAAAUAAGCUGCGUUGCUCAGCAACAGAUUACGAAAAGAAAAAAAAUAACACUGAGUCGCGUCAGGCUGGACGUGCAGUCUCUUUAUAAUAAAACCAGGAAUUACUAAUAUUUUACUGCAUUCUUUUCUGUCAGAGACAACUUGUAUUGUGCUUUUUUAUUUUUAUUUAUUUGGAGUUUGUUUGUGUAAUGGGCAUGAGGUGAUUCAUUUUAAAAGCCCGCUGGUGUUGCAAUUUAACAUCAUAUUGUACUACUGUGUAAAGUUUUGUCUUCUGUUGUUGUCUUUGUUUCCUCCAUGCAGUCACGUCUUGCUGUAAAACCCUCUUUACUGACUUCUCUGUCAUGUGCGUGAAAAGCUAGAAGCUACUUGAUAGUUGGCUGAUGGGGAAGGAGGCGUGGUUGUACAUAGAUGUUUGUUGGGGUGGGGUUGGUGGGGGGCGGGGGGGUUGAAAUGUGUCAGGGGGGUGGGAACGUGUGGGGGGGUAAUUCAAUGGCACAGUUUUUACCUCGUUAAGUGUAUAUAGACCUUUCUCAUUGGCCAUUGGUGUACAUAUGUGAUUGUGAUUGGAUGCGCUGGUGUGAAGGAAAGCCAAUGAAGCCUCACUUUGUGUGUGUGAAUCUUUAGGACCAGAUAUAAAAAAAAAUUUAAAAAAAGAAGGUUGACAGUGACUGGACACAAAGUGUUAAUUUAUUUUUAUAUGUGCAGGGACAUUGUGUUUCUUUUUUUUUAAUUUUCUUAUUUUUUAAAUGUUUUGCACCAUUUUAUUGAUGAGAAAGUUGUUUUAUACUCUGGGCACCGUGUUUUCAUCUGAGCAGACAUUUGUUUUGAUUCUUUUUUGUACAAGUUGAAAAUACACUUUGGGGCGGUCGGGGGCUAACAUUGUAUUUCAAAAUUCCAAAAUAAAAACUCUGGAUAAAGUAA